This is a messenger RNA of Gavialis gangeticus (Gharial), 1227 nucleotides long. It is a transcript of the gene ATP6V1G3, whose product is annotated as ATPase H+ transporting V1 subunit G3. Lineage: Eukaryota; Metazoa; Chordata; Crocodylia; Gavialidae. Gene Ontology annotation, biological process: proton transmembrane transport. Gene Ontology annotation, cellular component: vacuolar proton-transporting V-type ATPase complex. The record is from RefSeq and is a predicted model, not a curated record. The coding region runs from base 92 to 463 and encodes 123 amino acids. Gene Ontology annotation, molecular function: proton-transporting ATPase activity, rotational mechanism. The transcript has 3 exons.
ACAAAAUGCCCAGAGAAGAGAUUAUUUGAUAGUAUAAAACUCCUUUGAAUUCUCAGUUGUUAAAAAGACGAGCCAGACCCAAGGAAUCAGCAUGACCAGCCAGUCUCAGGGAAUCCAGCAGCUCUUACAAGCAGAAAAACGCGCCAAAGACAAAGUAGAAGAAGCCAAAAAGAGAAAGGGAAAGAGAUUGAGGCAAGCCAAAGAAGAAGCUACAGCAGAGAUAGACCACUACCGGUUACACCGAGAAAAGGAAUUCAGGCACAAACAAUCUAAUAUAAUGGGCUCCCAGGGUAACCUCUCCACUAAAAUAGAAGACCAAACAACAGAAAAAAUCCAAGCUGUCACCAGUAACUUUCACAAAGAGAUGGAAAGCAUGAUGAAAAAACUUUUGAACAUGGUAUAUGACAUCAAACCUGAAAUCCACCUGAACUACAAAUCCACUGAUGUGUCCCUAGCAGUGUAAGAUGCAUUCCGCUUUUGAUAGGUCAAGAUAAUUUUGGUUUUCUUGUUUUGUGUGUAUGUGAGAGAAACACUAAGUCCAAAACAUGUAGUCUUACACAGAUUUUUAAUAUAAUACCAUUCUACAAGUUUUCACAAGCAUUUGGUGGAUUGAAAUGGUUUCCUGUUGCUAACCAUGCCCCUGUCAUUUAUAUAGGGGCAAAUUAACAACAGCAAAAUAAGUGAUUAUUUGACACUGGCAGCUUUUUAGUGGGUGUCUUAUUUCUUUUCUGAUAUAAAAUGUUCUGUACCAGUUGGGGUGUUAUAGGAAAUCUGUUUAUCCCGAUGCUUAAUGUAUUAAAAUUAAUAGUUAAGUAAUAAUAUUUCUGUUUGCUUGAAUUUAAAGCACUUCUCUCUUGUUUUGGGAAAAUGAAAUGGGUUGAUUCCUGUGAUUUUACAAAUAACUCCAAACUUUAGACCAAAUACAUUUGCAAUGACAUAUUGAGAAUCACAGCCUUCAGAUCCAACACCUCAGAUUUUCCAGAUUCGUAAUUUGUUCAUCAUUUGGUGUAGUUUAAAUGCAAACAUUAGUUAUGGCUGAUUUUACAUACCUACCUACUCAAAGAAUUUUCCUCCUACUGAAUUAUACCAUGUACCCUACAGAUUCUCCUUUAGCUCUGAAAUGGAUGCAAUUAGUAAUAAUUAUUUAUAAAAUAAAUUUAGUUUUAGAUGCAUUAUAUCAUGUCUCUCAUUAUUCUAAUAUAACAAAAGGCUUAGUCUUUCUGUGUG